Messenger RNA from Cheilinus undulatus (humphead wrasse), 3913 nucleotides. RefSeq names its product PR domain containing 15 (gene prdm15). NCBI's taxonomy places the organism in Eukaryota, Metazoa, Chordata, Actinopteri, Labriformes, Labridae. Gene Ontology annotation, cellular component: nucleus; cytoplasm. Bases 85 to 3453 code for a protein of 1122 amino acids. The transcript has 24 exons. Gene Ontology annotation, molecular function: DNA-binding transcription factor activity; histone deacetylase binding; RNA polymerase II cis-regulatory region sequence-specific DNA binding. The record is from RefSeq and is a predicted model, not a curated record. Gene Ontology annotation, biological process: regulation of transcription by RNA polymerase II; cell fate commitment.
GGUCCUGCGCCGUUUCUGGAGCGGAUUGGAACCCGGAGUCAGGAUUCGAUAAAUGAAGGGUCUUUUGCAGAAAAGGUUGUCAUAAUGGCUGAGCAGGCACCAGAUGAGCUGAUCUGGUGUGAGGACUGUGGACAGUACCAUGACUCUGAGUGUCCUGAACUGGGACCUCUGGUGACUGUCCAGGACUCCUUCGUCCUCAGCAGGGCCAGGUCGUCUUUACCAAACAGCCUGGAGAUCAGACAGGUGGCUGAUGGGAAGGAAGGCGUGUUUGUCCUGCGCCGGCUGGUCAAGAGGACCCGGUUUGGGCCCUUUGAGGCCAAGAGGGUCUCUCAGGUGGAGAAAGAGGGAGCGUUUCCUUUGAAGAUCUUUCAGAAGGAUGGCGUGGUGGUGUGUUUUGACUCCAGCAGUGAGGAGGACUGUAACUGGAUGAUGCUAGUACGACCAGCCACAGACCACAAACACCAGAAUCUGACUGCCUACCAGCAGGACGAUGACGUGUACUUCAACACCUCACAGGAUGUGCUGCCAGGAACUGAGCUGAGGGUUUGGUAUGGAGCUUUCUACGCAAAGAAGAUGGAGAAGCCCAUGCUAAAGCCUCCAGUUCAACCUCCACCACCUCCAGCAGAUGUGAAGUCUUCGUCUGCUAAAACAGAGAGCACAGAGAAAACUGGAGCCUGCAUGCCUUCAGUAGACGAGGAAAAUAAUGGAGGUAGCAUGCUGAGUCAUCUCCAUGAGGUAAAGACAGUAACAAUGCCUCCAGUCGAGGAGAGCCUUAUGAGUCCUGUUGAGGAGGAGGGAGAGCCCCCUCCUGCAGCUCCUGCGGGCCCCAGGAGAGGGCAGGGCCGAGGGAGGAGAGUGAAGGGACGCAAGCUUGGAGCUGCAGCUGCUGCGAGCAAAAACAAAGAUGUGAAACCUCAGGUGCAGGGCUCAGAGCCAACAGCGUCACAGUCGGUAGCAGCGGCACCAGCUGCAGCAGCAGCAGCAGCAGAGAGCAGCAGCAGCCUGCCUAAUGCUACAGACAGCACAGCCGCCCUGAAGAGACACAAAGUCAGAGAUCACAAGAGGAUCUACCGCUGCACCCUCUGCAGCAAGGUUUUCCAGAACAGCAGCAACCUGAACAGACACAUCAGAUCUCAUGGUGAUAAGCUGUUCAAAUGUGAUGAAUGUGACAAGCUGUUCAGCCGCAAGGAGAGUCUAAAGCAGCACAUCUCUUACAAGCACAGCAAGAACAUGCCUGACCUGGAGUACAAAUACAAAUGCAACACAUGUGACAAAUCCUUCCGCCUGGAAAAUGCCUUAAAGUUCCACAACUGCCGUACAGAUGACAAGACGUUCCAGUGUGAUAUUUGCUCACGGUUCUUCUCCACCAAUAGUAACCUCUCUAAGCACAAGAAGAAGCACGGCGAAAAGCUCUACUCGUGUGAGAUCUGCAACAAGAUGUUCUACCGCAAAGACGUCAUGCAGGAGCACCAGAGGAGGCACGGAGUGGGAUCAAAGCACAUGAAGAGAGAGGAGCUGGAGGCCAAUGGAGAAGAAGGGACCAAGUACAGGAAGGAGCCCUCGCCCUGUCCCAUCUGUGGCAAGGUGUUCUCCUGCAGGAGUAACAUGAACAAGCACCUGUUGACUCACGGUGAUAAGAAGUACACCUGUGAGAUCUGCGCUCGUAAGUUCUUCCGCGUGGACGUCCUCAGAGAUCACAUUCAUGUACACUUUAAGGACAUCGCUUUGAUGAAUGAGCAGGAGAGAGAGGGCUUCAUUAAAAAGAUCGGCAUAUCAGCAGGAGACAGUGAUGAAACCGAUGAGGAUGAAGAGGAAGACGACCCUGAACACCAUAAAUACAACUGCAAGAAAUGUCAGCUGUCAUUUGCAAAGGGCAAAGAGUAUCUGAAGCACAUCAUGGAGCAGCACAAGGAGAGAGGCUACGGCUGUGGCAUCUGUAACAGACGCUUUGCUCUGAAGGCCACCUACAACGCUCACCUGGUCAUCCACAGAGAGCAGCUGCCAGACCCCGCAGUGCAGAAGUACAUCCAUCCAUGUGAAAUCUGUGGGCGAAUCUUCAACAGCAUCGGCAACCUGGAACGGCACAAGAUCAUCCACACAGGGGUGAAGAGCCACAGCUGUGAUAAAUGCAACAAAUCAUUCGCCAGGAAGGACAUGCUGAAGGAGCACCUCAGGGUCCACGAUGACAUCAGAGACUUCCUGUGUGCAGAGUGUGGAAAAGGCAUGAAGACCAAGCACGCUCUGAGGCAUCACAUGAAGCUUCACAAAGGUAUCAAAGAGUAUGAGUGUAAGGAGUGUAACCGCAAGUUUGCCCAGAAAGUCAACAUGCUCAAACACUACAAGAGACACACAGGUAUAAAGGACUUCAUGUGUGAGCUGUGUGGAAAGACGUUCAGUGAGAGGACGACGCUUGAAACGCACAAACUCAUCCACACAGUGGGCAAGACUUGGACGUGUGCCACAUGUGAUAAGAAGUACCUGACGGAGUACAUGCUGCAGAAGCAUGUCCACCUGACCCAUGAGAAGGUGGAGGCUCAGUCCUGUCACCUCUGUGGGACCAAAGUGUCAACGAGAGCCUCCAUGAACCGACACCUGAGACGCAAACACCCCGAGGUGGUGUCCGUCAGGAUCGAUGAAUUUGAUGAUCUUCAGGAACCUUCGACAAUCAAUGAUUCUUCCAUUAGCAUUGUGCAGCCCUCUCUGACUCUCGAAAAAGACAGCCUGGCUCAGGAGAGGCCCAGCAGACCCACGCGACACCCGAAGAAAAAGCAGCGAGUUCAGGUGGAGCCGGAGCUUUCUGAGUCUGACGAGUAUGUGGAUUUCACCGAGCCGAGGCAAGAAUCCAUGACUGAAUUCAACGCUGUUAUUGUCGGAGACGAGACAGAAACCAGCUCUGCUGUGCAGAGUAUCCAACAGGUGGUGGUCCUGGCCGACCCCAGCGCUCCAUCAUCCUCCUCCCCUAACAGCUCUGUGAGUCUCACCAACAUCACCGUCACUCCCAUCACAAGCCAUGCCCCGGCACAGUUCACCAGCUUGCAGCCUGUCGCUGUAGGUCACCUGACCGCCAGCGACCGCCCCCUCACUCUGGACAACUCCAUCCUCACCGUCACCUUCGACACAGUCAGCGGCUCGGCCAUGCUCCACAACCGACCCGCCGAGCUCAUCCCAGAGACAGUGGGACCGGGCGGAGCGGCCACGCAGCAGUCUGUCGCCCACUUCAUCAACGUCACCACGCUGGUGAACCCUAUGAGCCAUCAGCUGGAGGCGCCCACGCUGGCCUGGAGGCCCGUUCCCACUGCUGAGGGGAGCCAAGUGACCCCUGUCCUGGAGGCUGCUCAUGUGGAGGGUCAGGAGGGCCAGAGUCAGGGGCCAGAGCCAGGCCGGUCUGUCCAGAGCCAACCACCCGCCGCGCAGCAGCAGAGUGGGUCAGCCCAGCAGAUGUUCAGCUACUGACGCAGAGAGCAGAGGUGCAGGUCACCUCAAACAAAGACACUGUAACAUAGUAGAGUAGAUUUUUUACUGUAAAACUCCACCAUCACACAGAUGCCUCUUAAGUCCAUGAAGAGAAUGAAACUGACUUUUCCUUUUUAUACGGAAAAAAAACAAAAGUGGCUGUCAUGAAAUUAAAAAAUCUGCCUAAACCUUCUCCUCUGGAAGAUUUCCAUUUGAAACCAAAGCUACAUGACGAACAUUAAAAUGCCUUAUCAGCCUUUUCAACCUGCAUGUUUUCAACAUAAAUCUGCUGCUUCAAACAUGAAAUAUGAAAACCUGAAAAAUCAAGUGAAGAAACAUUGGACUAUUCCUUUAAAGUGUCUCGCCUAUGAAAUGUUAUUUUUAAAUGCUGUAAUUAUUGUUGUUCAACUGUCUGGAAAUACUGGAAACUUUUUUACUGUUAUUUUUAAACAAGUACCUU